This is a messenger RNA of Plasmodium adleri (nom. inval.), 444 nucleotides long. Its product is annotated as conserved Plasmodium protein, unknown function. The transcript is spliced from 3 exons. NCBI's taxonomy places the organism in Eukaryota, Apicomplexa, Aconoidasida, Haemosporida, Plasmodiidae. Bases 1 to 444 code for a protein of 147 amino acids. The record is from RefSeq and is a predicted model, not a curated record. Gene Ontology annotation, biological process: proteasome assembly.
AUGGAUAAUACCAAAUGCUAUGAAUAUUCUGAACAUAAUGAGAAAAAAAAUAUUAUAAAUGAAAAACAAUAUGAAACGAAUCCUAAUGUAGAUAUAUAUAGAUAUAAUAGAACAUAUAUGAGUUAUUUAAAUUUAUAUUUCUGUAUUAUAAAUUUUAAAGAAACAAUGUUUAUAUCAGUCACUGAUGAUAAUAAUCAAAUGAAUGACUUACAAGUCUCAUAUCCCAUAAAAUAUGAGGAUGCAGACAACACAAUUUGUCUAGUGGGGGAGCCUCAUUCGUAUGGGAAUGAUAUUGCAAGAUUAUUAGGUAUGAAGUUCAAGAUUCCCUUUUACGUAAGUGUAAAUGUUGACGAAUAUGAUGAAAAUUUAACAAAUUUUAUUUUCUUAAAUUGUUUAGAGAUAUUAAAAGGGUUAUUUAAAAAUAAGGAAGAGAAUAAGUUAUAG